This is a messenger RNA of Nicrophorus vespilloides, 3148 nucleotides long. Its product is annotated as putative phosphoenolpyruvate synthase. The transcript is spliced from 16 exons. Bases 84 to 3119 code for a protein of 1011 amino acids. Lineage: Eukaryota; Metazoa; Arthropoda; Insecta; Coleoptera; Silphidae. Gene Ontology annotation, molecular function: kinase activity; ATP binding. The record is from RefSeq and is a predicted model, not a curated record. Gene Ontology annotation, biological process: phosphorylation.
UGUUUUAUCCGAGCGACUUUGGAAGCGACGUCUUCAGCGAUGCGGUGUCGUGAGAGCCGUGGCGCGACGGGGAUUGGAUCAAGAUGCUGGGAGAUCGCAUCGGUUACGAUCAAUUCGGAUGUCUGCAAGGGGAAAUCUUCAGUUCUCUGAUGCCGGGAGGCAAGCAGACAGUUUACCUGCCUACCUACAGGAAGAGGUACUUCGGUACGGCGGAUCGUCACUCCACGUAUCGCGAUAUCAAUGUGUUCGCGGCUUCGGAGGAUGGCACCUUGGUGCACGUUGCCACCAGAUCCAUGAUCAACGGAUGCACGCAAUUGAGAUACGGCAGCGUCCUCUACGGAAACGGACAAUUGCACUGCGUGUCUUCUCACGAUAUGCUGUUGCAGCAUUUGGGAGAUGACGGAAACGUACCUAGGAACGUGUCCAUCACGUUAACAACAAAGAAAUCCACCAUAAGAUGCUUCUUCCACGUCUCUCCAAAUGCGCAAACUUCGGUGAAGAAUGACGAGGCUUGCGGUUGGCUCAUGAGGUUUGCCAGUGCUGAAGUCAACAUGGAUCUUCACAAAGCUCGUGCCACCAUGCUCCUAUGGUACCCUCACAAAGGAAUCGAAUCUGCGAAUCCUGAGCCGCUGCUGAAACCCUUGAAACCGCUCUACCAGUGCGAAAAGGUCACUUUAACACUGGAUGAUGAGGAUUGUUGCGUUUCGGAGUUGGCCGGUUCCAAGGGAAGCUCUUUGGCUUUGCUUUCUUCCAUUGAAUCAUCCGAAAUUCAAAUUCCGGAUGGAUUCGUAAUAAGUGUACCGGCAUUCAGACAUCAAAUCGGUUCAAAUGUUAAUUUGAGAAAGUCGGUGGCCAUGAUUCGCAUAGCUUGCGACGAUUCUUUGCAAGUUGCUUGUGAAAGAGCUGAAAAACUGUUCAAGAACGAAGAAAUCGAUGCGGAAAUCGUCGCUGCUGUGAAACGCGAGAUGGGUAAGAUCACGCAGAAGAGUUCCGGAGAGAUUCGUUGGGCGGUGAGGUCUUCGGCGGUCGUCGAAGAGGAUUCCGAACAUUUGCUCACAAUCCUUGAUUGCAAAUCGGAGCAGGAGGUUCUCAAGGCUGUGGCGGCGUGCUGGGCUUCCCUGUAUUCAUUCGACAGGGUGCAAUACCGACUUACGCACGGAAUUCAAUUGGAUGGUGAUAUGGGAGUCGUUGUCCAGAAGAUGUUAAAUCCGGAAGUCGAAGGAAUCAUGUACACGUGCCAUCCUCGAACCGGUGAUUUGAGUCGGAUGUUGCUGGAAUUUCCAUCAUCGCAGAAAUCCAUGGUGUUGAAGAGGAGUUUCGAUGGGAAGAUUACGGUUGAUGGGAAAACGCUCGAGUUGAGCGUUGAUCAGGCUCAGAGUUUGGGUGAAAUUGGAGUCGAUUUGGAAAGGAGGUGCGGAUCUUCCAUGGAAAUCAAAUGGAUCAUCCAACAGGGAAAAGUGCAUUUGCUGCAAAUAAGACCGGUGUCGUUGGAUUCUUGGACGGAUUUCGAAUUGGAACACGAAUUCGAUACUCCAGUUCUGAACGGUCAAGAUGUAUUCACGACGGCUAACGUGAAAGACGCUAUCCCUUCGGCGAUGACAUCUCUCAGUAAUACGAUUGUCAAGAGAGCUUUGGAUGGGCCGAGAUGCGCGGAUCGUAGUUUGUUAACUAGGAAUCAUAACGUGUUUCUUAAUGUUAAGAAUGUUCUUAUGAAUAUUAUGCCGAAAUACGCGAAAGGAACUUUGCAUUUGGCGGCGUUCGGACACGAAGAGCCUCUGCUUCGUCACGGAAAUUUAAAGCCAGCUAUGAUUCUGCUCAAAGAGGUUGUUCCUUGCUUGAAGCACGUCAAGGCGAUUGUAAAUAGAUCGAAGCAAUUCACAGAGAUUCCAAUAGAUAUCAAAGUUGGGAUGAGCUUGAAGGAGACGCAUGAGGCAAUCACCAAAUAUUUGGAGACGUUGCAGGAGAUGUGCAGGGCGCAUGCUGCCGCCACCCAAGCAACGACGUUCUACCAAAGCGCAGCGAUGGUUGCAUUGGCUGGAAGUUUGGAAGAGUUCACCAGCGAUCAUUACCACGACUUUGCUCUGAUCCUGCCAUCAUCCGAACAGUCCUGCUGUAUCCCGGAAGCAGCUGUGAAGGCUAUCGAAGAGAGCGGAAAGAUCGAAGAAUUUGUAUGCUUGGACGCGCCUUCCGGACGCAAAUGGUUGGAGGUGAAUGUUCCGAAAGCUUCGAUAGCCUUGGAAAGGUUCCUUGAAACGCACGGACAUCGCUCUUUGCAGGAGUUUGAAUUGAUGGGUGAAACUUGGGCGUCGAAACCGGAGAUUCUGGUUGGAGUUGUUCAAGCCCUCUGCACCGUGAAUUCUUCUGGAAAACCGCAGCGUGGUCUUCGCUCGAGAAAGGUGAUGAAAUCGCUUAAAACUCCAUUAGGAUCCAUCAGAAGGUGGUUAUUAAAGUAUUUGGUGGUCAAAAGCAGGAGAUCUCAAAGGAUUGCCGAGGACAUCAAAUCGGAUUUGGCCCAGUCCGUCGACAGAUUGCGCAAGGCUUUCCGCGUGUUAGGGGAGGGUUUGGCGGAAAUUGGAAGAUUACCGCACAGAGAUUUGAUCUUCCAUCUGACGAAGUUUGAAGUUUCGCAGAUUGUCAACUGCAACAACCACGAACUUGUCGCAAAGGCUUUACAUCGAAAACGCCUGUUCCCUAAAUGGAACAGUUACAGGUACGCAGAAUUCCUGCAAGGAUUACCGCAACCGGAAGUAUUUGCACCCGUCGGCAAGACGUUGGGCGGUGAUGUCUUCCUGAAAGGAACGCCAGCUUUCAACGGGGAAGCGCAGGCUCGCUGCUGCGUUGUUAAUAAAGUCUCAGAUAUCGCGCAGAUGAAACCUGGUGAUAUCUUGGUGACGCGAGGAGCGGACGCCGGUUGGUCACCAUUUUUCCCAAUAUUGUCAGGUGUUGUUCUUGAGCGGAGCGGAUUAUUAUCAAACGGAGCUGCGGUGGCCAAAGAAUUCGGGCUUCCGUGUCUUGUCGGAGUGGAGGAAGCGACAAGACACUUCAAGACCGGAGACGUCGUUGCCAUCUCUGGAAAAUUCGGCACUUUGCGUUUGAUUUCUCGCGGAAACGAGCGUUAAAGUAUUAAUUAUUAUUAUUUCUUAACAAU